GAAGAUAAUUAAACACACUCCGGAUAAAGAUCUCAAUGAUGAUGAUUUCUUUUGGGUCUCUGGGAACUUUGAGGAUUUUCAAGCUCAAAUUCCUGGCCGACCUAUAAAUUGGAAAAUGGGAGAGCCUGGUAAUUUUACUUCGGUCUUCUGCUUUGUGUGUUAUCUCGGUUGUUUUAGUCUAUUAGCCGAACUAACACUUCUCUCUUUUUUGCAGAUUUCGCCCAUCUCCAUUCCUUGUAUAGCUAUCCCAACCUCGGAGUCUUGCGAGCCGCAUUUCGGAUUAAGGAAAGAGAUUGGGCCAAGCUUCUAAAUUUUGAGCCGACCUAUCGCUACAGCGGUCGCCGAAAAGCAAGGGUGACUGACUUCCUUCUUGAAGAGGCACCGGAGCCGGACCCAACUUUGCCCGAAAUAAGACUUGUCCCUCUAACCGCAGAAGAAGAGAUGGCGAAAAGGAGCAGAGUCAGGGCCCUUCUUACCGAAACAACUAGGCCCGAAGUGGCGCCUCCCAGCCAACCGCAGCCUGCUGUUGUCGCCCUUCCUUCCCAACAGCCAUCCUCUUCCCGCCGAACCAAACGUGCCCGAACUUCCGAACCCGAACGAGUUUUGAUUGAUGAAGAAACUCCUAUUCAGCCGAGCUUACCACCGAGCCCCCAACCGGAGUCUUCCGACCGAACCAUCGGCUGCUGGGCACCGAAACUAACCUUCAACGACCGAGUCAUUCUAGACACAGACUCGGUCGUUGCUGAGAAAGACCACCUGUUGGCCAUCAACCUGGCCAAGAGCGUGUGUCUGCCCAAAGACAUGGAACAUCACCAAAAACAGUUAACCACCGAGCUGAAGUCCAUCCGGUCUGCUACUAAAUCCAUGAUUCUGGCUAUUCAGAAAAACCAAAUCACCCACAGGAAAGUACUGGAGCUGAGGAAAGUGACUAGGCAAUAG
Camellia sinensis is the source of this 939-nucleotide messenger RNA. NCBI's taxonomy places the organism in Eukaryota, Viridiplantae, Streptophyta, Magnoliopsida, Ericales, Theaceae. The record is from RefSeq and is a predicted model, not a curated record.